AUGGAGGGCGCCUUCUCUUUUGCUGUUAUUUUCCUGGCUUUCUUUUUACACGCCUCAGAUGGGGCAGAACUUGUAUUGACACCAAGCAUUGAACAAGAAAAAUCUGCUGGUGGGAAUUUUGUCAUAAAUUGUGCUGUUAAAGAUUUCAAUGUUAUACCUAAGUGGUACAAUCCUAAUGGGGAGGAGAUUAAGCUAAACAAUCGUACCAAUCUUCGUACAACCGCCAAUAGUGUCAAACUAUACCUGCUUAAUUUAAAAGCUGAAGACGCAGGGACCUAUACCUGCAAUGCAACUGUCAAUGGCAAAUUGUUGGAAAAGAUUAUAAAUUUAAAAAUAUUUAAAAAGCUUUCUCUCCUGAAUUGUGCUGAAAUUCAACAGCCUGUUAUCAGCACCAAUGCUAAAAUUAAUUGCACAGCCAGCGGUGACCCAGCACCAACUGUCUCAUGGCGAUACAACGGAAACACUCUACAAACUGGUGGUCGUUACGACAUAAAACCAGAUGGCCUCGUAAUUCGAAAUAUUAGCGAGGCAGAUAAUGGGGUAUAUGAAAUUGAAAGUGAGAUUACUAUUCGAUCAGACUUCAUUGUUAGAGAUAUUAAAGUCACUGUCACUAUUCCACCCGUAAUCACUGAACCCCCAGUUAUGCUUGAUCCAAUUAAAGGCUCUGAUUUUACAAUGACCUGCAAAGCUGAUGGAAAACCCAAACCAACAUAUUCUUGGGUGAAAGAUGGUAUGACCCUAGAUGAUUCCCGAUUUGAUAUUGAUGAAUUUGGUGGCUCUUUGAAGAUCUCUUCUGUAAAGGAGACGGACAGUGGCACUUAUACAUGCAUUGCCAGCAAUGUUGGGGGAACAGCCAAAGCAAAAGCAAAAGUCACUGUUCUCAUUCCUCCUACUCUGAAGCCAAUGACUAACGAGCAAGCUGAAGAAAAUAAACGUGUUACAUUGUUGUGUAUUGGUGAAGGUGUGCCUCUUCCAUCACUCACCUGGCAAAAAGGUAGUGAUGCUCCCUUUGCCCAAGGGCCUCAAGCAAGUGACUCUCGUAUUGUUGUUAGUGAAAAUAAAGGCAAACAGACCAAAUUAAAGCUGGUCAUCACCUCUCUGAAAGCCGAAGAUGCUGCUAACUAUACUUGCACUGCUACCAAUAGAGCAGGAACUGAGUCGAAAAAAGUGCAGUUACGAAUUGAUUAUAGCCCACAGUUUGUCAACACACCACUUGUGGCUUACAAUUGGAUGAACAACAAACGAAAUAUCAGCUGCAGUGCCAAAGGCCUGCCUAAACCAUUGAUUAGUUGGCAAACUAAAUAUGGAAAGAUUGGAUCAAUUGAUGAAACCUAUAGAAUCUUUCAAUCCGAGGGUUAUGAAUUGUCUACAAGUUACUUACAGGUCCAUGUAAGCCGCAACAAUGAAAAUACUGUAUUUACUGAUUAUCAAUGCACAGCCACCAACAAGUUAGGACAGAAGGAUAUCACUAUUACAUUGAAACAAGCAGUUGUUCCCAGAGCUCCCCAAAAGGUUUCUCACACUGAUCUCUCACCCACUACAAUCACUCUGAUCAUCUCAAAACCUACGAACAAUGGUGGUAUUGAAGUUGACCAAUAUCGCAUUGAAUAUGCAACUGGAGGACAUUACAAUCACACAGAUGUAUUUGUUAAUAGUGAUGCAGAUGAUGAAUUUACAAAGGUUGUCCUUAAGCGACUUACUCCGGUAACCAAAUACCAAAUCAAAGUAUUUGCUGGCAAUGCCGUUGGCUUGAGCACAAAAUCUUAUGACCUUUCUGUAGCAACGUUGAAUGUCAGAAUACCCUAUGAUGUCUUUAUUAAUUCGGACAGAUUGUCUACAAGUCCGACGUCUUACAUUGUCACUUGGCAAGAACCUCGGACAGGAGGUUCUGAGAUUACAUCUUACUCUGUUCAAUACAGGAUGGUCCACAUAAAAAAAAAUGUUGAACCUUGGGAAGUUGAUCCUAAUGCUAAAAAUGGCAAGUUUAUUGCACACACUGUUAAAGGCAAGACAAGAAGUGUGUUGAAUAAUUUGGAAUCCAACACAUAUUAUGAAGUCCAAGUUGUGGCAAAUAAUAUAAUCGGCCCUUCUGAACCACGACCAAUGAUUAUUUUAACAAAAGAAAAAUAUCCAGAAGAGGAGGUUGUUAUAGAUGAAGAGGAUCCACUCCCUGUUGUCACGGUACCACAACAGAAAGAGAAUAGUAACACGGAUACAAACAAAGGUGACCAAUCUCUUGUUAACAAUAGCACUAUAAUUGACCAGUCUUUAGAAUCCACCACUGCUACAAUCAAUGUUAAAACCACCACAAAGGAAAGGACUGUAAAUAAAACGGUGGACAAAAUUGACACACUCAAAAGUUCCAGUGCUCCACGUAUCAACCAAACUGUGAACUCUCCAGAGACGCCACAAGCUGCCACUUCUGCUGGAAUUAGUGAUGGUGGAAUUGUUGGGGUCAUUAUUGCUCUCCUCAUUAUAAUUCUUAUUGUCAUUGAUCUUGGCUGUUAUGUCAAAUUGAACAAAGGCGUCACCAAAUUUCUGCUAGAGAAUGCCUGUAAAAGAGGUGCUGCAGGCAAAGACAAAUCAACUGAUGUUGAAGCUGGAGCAAGUCAAGAAACAAAUCUAUUAGCAGAAAAGGAGAAAAAGGACGGAGAAGCCAAUGGAGAAGAAAACAAAGAACCUGCCAGUGAUGAAGGCGUCACUGAUGAAAAGAAUGAAGAUAAAGAUGAAUUGAUGAAAGAUCACACGGAUGAGAUUGAACCAGAUCAAAAGAAAGAUGAAGAGAUCAUGAGUCAAGAUCCAACUGGGAAAGCUUUUCUCUCUCUCUCUCUCUCUCUCUCUCUCUCUUUCUCUCUCUCUCGUAGCAGCUAUUGUCUGCUGCCAUUUUUGUCCCAAUAUCUUGUAGUCUGCUGCUGCUGCUGCCAAUGUCUGAGUUGA
Acanthosepion pharaonis is the source of this 2937-nucleotide messenger RNA. Lineage: Eukaryota; Metazoa; Mollusca; Cephalopoda; Sepiida; Sepiidae. The record is from the annotation of a GenBank genome assembly.